GCCGCCUCCCCCACCACAGACCCCCGACCCUCGCCCGGCCCCUGCGCCGCUCCGGGGAUCGAGCCGGACGGCGUUGACUUCCCGUGAUCUUUGUCUCGGAGCCCCCAGGAGGCAGCUGGCCUUGCCGGCCUUUCGGGGUGACAGCGGGCACCGCACCCCAGAAGAAGUUUGCGAGUGAGAGGUGGAGGACGAGACCGCAUGGAGCAGUCUCUGAUGACACUUGUUCUCUCGAGACGUCUCCCCCGCUCCAUCCCCUUCCAUUAUCCCUCCUGCUUGCACUUGACGGACUUUUUAAAGCAAGAGCUGCCCCUUGUCUCGGGAAUGCACACCCCCUCUCAAACCCUGCACCCCCAUUUCUGGGGCUGAGCCGGAGGAGAGUCACAAGAAUGGGAAGAAGAAGGUGGACGCCAUGACUCUCAUAAAGGAAGACAUGUCCAUCUUUGGGCACUGCCCUGCCCAUGAUGAGUUCUACCUGGUCGUGUGUAACCACUGCAGCCAAGUGGUGAAGCCUCAAGCUUUUCAGAAGCACUGCGAAAGAAGACAUGGGCCCCUCAGCAAGCUGUAUGCCCGGGCUCAGGCCUCUGCCACCUCUCAGAAAUGCCACGCAGUAAAUGGGCAGGGCCCAGCUUGUGGGGGCCAAGGCCCCACCAAAGCUUCCUCAAAGGAGAAGGUGCCAGGGGGCCGAGGCCGGGCUAAUCACCCGCCUGAGAAGGCACAAAAGGACAACCUCUGCCUCUUCGUGCCUGUGGUGAAUUUGGAGAAGAUUUCCAGUCUCCCUAAACCCGACGGACAAGGGAUCAGAGUGAACCCCAAGCCUCUGACUCCUCACCCCACUUUCCUCGGCCCACCCGGUGGUCUUACUAAGGAGCCCCCUGGGAAAGCCCCCACAGCUCCCUCUUCCAAAGAGCCUCCCAGCAAAGGGAGCAACGACUCAGUCCUCCUCGAGGGGCCCAGCCCCCAGGCCGAGAGCGGUAGCCCCCCUGAGAAGGAGCCCAGUGUCGCCAGGCUUCAGCCCAAGGCCCACAAGAAGAUGGCGCGGAAGGAGUGUGACCUGAACAGGCAGUGUGGGGUCGUGAACCCAGAGACCAAAAAGAUCUGCACCCGCCUGCUGACUUGCAAGAUUCACUCAGUGCAUCAGCGCCGGGAGGUCCAGGGCCGGGCCAAGGACUUUGAUGUGCUGGUAGCAGAGCUGAAGGCCAAUUCCCGCAAAGGGGAGUCCCCCAAAGAGAAGAGCCCUGGACGAAAGGACGUGGGCCCCGAGCGCCUCUCUCAGGAGCUGCCCUCCUCAGCCCAGGCGGUGUCAGCUCUGCCCAGCAGCACCUUUCCACCCAGGACCAAGCAGACCUAUCCCUACUGUGCACUGCCUAGGUCCCGGGUCUCCUCUGAAAGUGAGCUAGAUGACGAAGGCCCUUGUGGUGGUGAUAGAGACCCAGGCCUGUUUCCUUUCCCUCUGCCUCGGGGUGGGGCCCAGGCUUCCAGUGAGGAGAGUGAGGAGGAUGGAGCCCCUGAUGACUUCCACCACGUCCCUGACUGUCAUUAUGCAACUCGGCCCCCUCGGCCACAGGCGUUCUGCACCUUUGGUAGUCGGCUGGUAAGCCCAGGAUGUUACGUGUUUAGUAGGCGGCUGGACCGGUUCUGCUCUGCGCUCAGCUCCAUGCUGGAGCGACAUCUCAGCUCACAUAUGUGGAAGAAGAUCCCACCAGCAGCCGAGCCCCCGUCUCACCUCCUCGUCUCUCCCCCACCUGUUCCCCUGAGCCCUUCCUCAGCAGGCACCUGCCCCCGCCUUUCUGGCCCCAGCCACAGGCCCCCCUUCCCACCUUCUGCACCUGUUACCAAGGACAACCCAGCCCCCGGCUACCCCGCAGGCUCUCCCAGCGUGGGAGCCGCCUGUAGCCAGGCCGAGUGCACAGGUGGGAGUCAGGCCAUCACCUCGCCGCUGCCUGCCAACACCCCUUCACCCUCCUUCAGUAAGCUGCCUCCUUCCAAGGCCAGCAAGCUGUCCAAGGGCAAGGAUGGGACCGAUGCGGAGGCCCCGUCCCGCAAACGGAAAUUGUCCCCUGGCCCCGCAGCCUUCAAACGGACCUGUAUCCUGGAUGCCCCUGGGAAAGGCAAACCCGCGGGCUGCCGAGCCCUCCCUGCCAAGACUAAGCCGGCCCUGGGCAUAGGGCUCAAUGGGGCAGUGGGACCCCGGGUGAAACGGGCGGGGCCCCUGGACUGUCGGGGCUCCCCACACACACCCCCAGCGCCCGUCAAGGCCUCCCAGCUGGAGAACCGGGGGGGAGCCGGCCACCCUGCCAAAGCUCUACAGCCCAACUGCCUCUCUGAGGAAGAGGCCAAGAAGAGGAAAAACCUGGCCACGUACUGCCGGCCAGUGAAGGCAAAGCCCUGCCCCACGGGGCCCCCGGCGGCCGACUCGGCCUGCUCUGUGCGCAGGAAGAAGGCCAGCCCGGCCUUGGGCUUUGAGGAGAAGUGCACCACGCUGAAGGUACCAUGCCUAGGGAAGGCAGGGGAGCUGGAAGGAGGGCUCAGGGGAUGGGGGACGACCAGAUCGGGCCCCUCCUUUCCCUUUCCUAUUGGACAAACGCCACAAGGGACACCCAGGUAUGGGGAGCGCUGAGCACAGCUCGGGAAGGAUCCCAAGGGAAAAGCAGAAUGGGUUCCCUGGAGCUGUCUCGCCCCAAGGUGGGGCAGGUUGUUCCUGGGCGUUUUCUCGCUUUGGGUGGCCCUCUAAUUCCAAGGCCUGGUAGAAGAGAUGCUCUUGUCUCCUGGAGUGGGGCCGGCUCUCCCUGCCUCAGCUUCCUUGGGGAAAGAAGGCUGGGUUCUGGGAACUUGAGUCUUCUAGGAGAGGAUGGAGGAAUGAUGGGAAGAAGCUGGGGCCAUCAGGGCAGAACACAGUAUUCUGGAGAGGGUGCAGGAAAGGGUAUUUGUGGGUAGAUUUCUGUCUGGGGAGGCUGCCCUGGAACUUGGAGAUGAUGUGAGCAUGGCAUGUAUGUCUGUGUAUCUACAUCAUUUAAUAGACCAUGUAGGUAACAGCCUCCUUCUGGCUUCUAAUACCAGGCCUGGGCUUCUCUUUUUUUUUUGGUGAGGCAAUUCAGGUUAAGUGACUUGCCCAGAGUCACACAGAUAGUAAUUGUUAAGUGUCUGAGGUCGGAUUUGAACUCAGGUCUUCCUGAAUCCAAGACUGGUGCUCUAUCCACUGCACCAUCUAGCUGCCCCCCCCUUCUCUUUCGGGAGUGGUGGGGAUCUCUAGUUACUUCUGCUACCUACUGCUGGCCUUCCAGCUUCCUUCCAGCUCCCUGCCUGUGUACCCAGUAGUUCAGCCUUUGCAGAAAAGCCUUUGGAAAGCUGAAAAUGCUGGUGGUUAUGCCCCAUGUGCCCUAGGCCAGGAGGACUUGUGCGGAGGAAGGGAAAGUGUUGACUCCUCAGCCCUCCCUGCCCUGCCUUCUUGGUGACAGCAGUAGCCUUGCCUAGGAGCUGUCCCCCUGGCAGCGGCUCAGUCACCAUGAGGUUUCCUUAGGCACAAUUCACUGGAGGCAGCCCCUGGACUGCCGGGCUUGCCUUGCCCUGCGCCUGCUGGGGCUGCGCAAGCGGCAGCAGGUCCCCGUCAGACCCCUUCCCUGGCCCAGGGCCGGAAGUCCACCGGUUCAGCAGCAGGACUCGCUCUUCCCAGGCCAGUGCUCCCCCCCACACGGGUCUUUCUUGCCUCUUGUCUUCCUGCAGUCAAAAGCGCAUUAAUGAGAAAGUGCCUGCCCAUCGCAACGGAGCUGCCAGCG
Messenger RNA from Dromiciops gliroides (monito del monte), 3773 nucleotides. It is a transcript of the gene ATXN7L2, whose product is annotated as ataxin 7 like 2. The record is from RefSeq and is a predicted model, not a curated record. Lineage: Eukaryota; Metazoa; Chordata; Mammalia; Microbiotheria; Microbiotheriidae. The transcript is spliced from 10 exons. Bases 410 to 2617 code for a protein of 735 amino acids.